CGCCACGCUCCUCUGUUUUCCCCUAGCUAGGUGCAUCGGGAGUCCCCAUGAUGCUAUAUUUGAGCUGGUCCACUAACAGAUUAGUUGGAUGACUAGCUAGAUAAGAAGGCUUAGUGGGGAUUCCUUUACAUGGCGCGUUAUUAGAUGUGCCAAGAGCUAUAUUGAUCCAGAGACCAGAAUUUGAGCCCUGAAUUCAACUACAAAAAACAUUUUGGCUGUUGGAAAAGAAGAUCGUGUUGAUUGGAAUUCCGCAGGAGAUCUUGAGUAGAUCAGGGAUCAGUGUGUACGUGAGAAGAGUCGGGCAAGCAGCAAUGGAGCAUGUGGUGGGUGCUUCGGAGGCCACCAUGAGGUCUCUGCUGACCAAGCUCGGGGGCUUACUCUCCCAAGAGUACGCUCUCAUCCGUGGCGUCCGGGGAGACAUCCAGUACAUCCGCGACGAGCUGACGAGCAUGCAGGCGUUCAUCCGCGACCUGAGCGGCACGCCGGAGGGCAAAGGCGACGAGCACGACCACCGGAUGAAGGACUGGAUGAAGCAGAUCCGCGACGUCACCUACGACAUCGAGGACUGCAUCGACGACUUCGCGCACCGCCUCUCCCACGACCCCGGCGGCGACUACCUGUGCGGCUUCGUCGUGUCCAGGGUGUACGAGAUCCUCACAUGGUGGCCUCGCCGCGACAUCGCCUCCAACAUCGCGGAGCUCAAGAUGCUGGCGCAGCAGAUCGGCGAGCGGCGCACGAGGUACGGCGUCGAGAACCCCCAAAAAAGAUCGGGAGAUGAGAACAAAUCCGGUCCAGCCACCAUUGGAUUUGAUGCCGCCGAGAACCAGCACACAAACCUUGAGAUGGUGGGAGUGGAGGCCUACAUGAAGGAGCUGACGAAAUGGGUGACGAACGAGACAUACCAAGACGGCGUGCUGUCCGUCCUCGGUUUCGGAGGGGUGGGGAAGACAACCAUCGCCACGGCACUGUACCGGCAACUCGGCGAUCAAUUUGACCGCCGGGCGAUGGUCACGGUGUCCCAGAGCUCCGACGUUGAGGCCAUCUUGAGAAGCAUACUUGAACAAGUCAUGCCGCAGUCCAAGGAUGGUCAGGAGCUGCAGGGUGGCCACGCCUCCCAGAAGAAGCUUCUACAUCAGGCAGUCAUCAGCUACUUGCAUCCUCUCAUGCCCAAGGCCCUCCGACGCCGAAGCAGCUCCAACUCCAACUCCGACAACUCCAAGAUUAGAGAGGGGAAGCUAACGCGUCUCCCGAGAGCUCUCACCCUGGAUCGCCAGUAUGACCACGAUCCGCAGGACGGCAACGAUGCUGCCGCCGGCUCAUCUGAGACAGUAGUAACAACCCCUGCAACGAAAGGCACGGCCACCUCCGAUGAAAAGCCUACUAGUGUCAUUGCUACCAUACGGGGUGCCUUCAGGCCCUGGGAUCGCCGUCGCCACCCACCGCAGGAUGACAAAGGUGGUAGCACCUCAGGCUCAGGGAAGGAGGCUAUUAACAUUCAAACAAUGAACAAGCCCGGCGAAAAAAACAUUCAAACCAUGAAGCGUGACGGUCUCUCAAAAUUGCUGCAGGAGCACCUAAAUCAAAAAAGACUAUUUUUCAAUUGCAGGUAUUUCCUAUUAAUUGACGAUGUGUGGUCUGCCACAACUUGGGAGCAGAUCAGAAAGCACUUGCCUACAGAUAACCUAAGCUACAGAAUAAUAGUUACCACAAGGUUUCAAGCUGUUGCUACCGCAUGUAAAAGGAAAGAAAGUGACCGCAUUCACAAAGUGGAUGUUCUUCGCGGAAAAAAACCCGAAAAACUCUUCAAUGAAGUCGAGUCCGAAUCCAGAAUCAGCAAAGAUGGUGAACGGAAAGAGAUAGAUGAUGGUGAACAGAAAGAGAGAGAAGGUCAACAGAAAGAGAUAGAUGGUGAACAGAAAGAUAUAGUGCGUCCCCGCAGGAUCUGGGAAAUGUGCAGCGGGCUUCCAUUGGCCAUUGUCACCAUGGCUGGUCACGUGGCCUGCAACUCAGACAAAGAUGAGACACAUUGGCUUAAUGUCUGUAAAUCUCUAGUUCCAGAGUCGGGAAGAGAUAUGACACAGGAGGGUGUAACCAGAAUACUUGGUCAUUGCUACAAUGAUAUGCCUGCCGAGCUGAGGACUUGCUCUCUGUACCUGAGUAUAUUCCCGAAAGGCAACAAGAUUAGCAGGAAGCGGCUGACAAGGCGAUGGAUAGCUGAAGGCUUUGUCAGUGAGAAGCAGGGGCAGAGUGUGGAGGAUGUUGCGGAGGCAUGCUUCUGUUGGAAAUAUAGUCAUCCCAAUUAUUCUAACAGCUUCAACCAUCUCGUGAGGAGGAAGAUCAUACGUCCCGUGGAGCACAGCAGCAACGGCAAGGUGAAGAACUGCCAAGUCCAUGACAUGGUUCUUGAGUACAUCGUGUCCAAGGCGAGUGAAGAGAACUUCGUGACGGUGGUUGGAGGGUAUUGGCUCAUGCCGCCACCCAGCAGCAAAGUGCGCAGGCUGGCCAUCCAAAGUGGUGAUUCCAAACGUGGCAGUGGCACAGACAGCAUGAACCUAUCUCAUGUCCGAUCACUGACCAUGUUUGGAAGCCUGAGCCAGCUGCCAUCCAAUUCAUUCAAGUUCGGAAUUGUUCAAGUGCUUGAUCUCCAAGGUUGCAAGGGUUUCAAACAGCAUCAUACCAAGGAGCUAUGCAACAUGCUUCUAAUCAAGUAUCUAAGCCUCCGAAGGACUGACAUUAAUAAGCUUCCUAAAAAGAUUGGGAAGCUACAGUAUUUAGAGAUCCUUGACAUAAGGGAGACAAAUGUGACGAAGCUGCCUAGAAGUGUCUGCCAGCUUGAGCGAGUGGCUAACAUACUUGGUGGCAACAAACGAACAAGGAAGGCAUUGAAGCUCCCUGCUGAAGAUGUCAAGAAAACAAUCAAGUCGCCUUGGGGAAAAGAAGCAAAGGAGUCCGGCGGCAAAAAAACACUGAAGACCCUGCGCAUUCUGUCAGGUAUUGAGAUAGUCGGAGAAUCGACUGCAGAAGGAGACUUCCACCACCUGACUGAUCUAAGAAAGCUCGCCAUCUACAAGCUCAACGUCAGAAGAGGAGAUAAACCUUUUGAGAAUCUAAUAUCCUCCAUCGAGUACCUCUGUGGCUACUCUCUGCACACCCUCGUAAUCGAGGACGUCUCAUCGGAGUUUCUGGAAUCACUAGGUGAUCUUUCUUCCCCUCCCAAGUUUCUCAAGUCCCUUGAGCUGUCUGGCAAGUUGGUUGAGCUCCCCAGAUGGAUCACACAGCUUGAAGAACUCACAAAGUUGACUCUUUCGGUGACAGUUCUGAGGACAGAUAACUUGAGAAGUAUCAGCCAAUUGAAAAAACUGUUCUCUCUCACCUUUUCCCUUUCAGGCGCAAAGCCUGAUCCACUGUCAACAGCCAUUCUUGAGGAGAACAAGAACUACUCUGAUGGGGAAAUCUUAGUUCCAGCAGGAGGAUUUGAGAAUCUGAAGCUCCUUCGUUUCUCUGCUCCUCUCCUGCCCUUGCUGAACUUUCAGGAGAAGGCUAUGCCAAGCCUUGAGAGACUUGAGCUACGGUUCAGGAUUUUCGAGGGACUUUUUGGCAUACAAAACCUGGAAAUCCUAAAAGAGGUGCAUCUCCGGGUAAAUUACAGAGCAGGUGAGGUCACCAAGUCCAUCGUACAAAAUGUGGCAACUCAAGUGAAGAAAGAGGCCACCAAAAGUGUGGCAACUGAAGCGAAUAAAGAAAAUGUAGCAUCUGCAACGAACAAAGAGGGCACUGAGUUCAUCAUAGAAAAUGUGACACUUGAAGCAAAUGAAGCUACUGCCGCGAUGAAAGAGGCCACCACGUCAACCGUAGAAAAUGUGGCAACUGAAGGGAAUAAAGAAAAUGUGACAACUGACACGAAUAAAGAAAAUGUGGCAACUGCAGAGAAGAAAGAGGUCAAGGGGCCCAUAAUAAUUGUUGAUCAGUAUUACGACUGAUCGAAAUUCCAAUAUCUAUGAAAAACGAUGUGACAAGGCUUUGCUAUCCGUUUUACUGUUCAAUUACCCUCCUCUACUUUAUAGCAGGUGAUUAGGGAGUGUUUUACUUAGAAUCAUAAGUGACAUGAUUUAUAGUUCUUAACACUUCUCUCGUUCAAAAAAGAAAACAGUUCUUAACACUUCAUUGUAUCCACCUAAUUAAAACGUUUAGGUGUGUGAGUUUUUUGGGUUGUAUCCAUCUCUGCUAUGCAGAGGGUGGGAGUGAGAUCUUAA
Messenger RNA from Oryza sativa Japonica Group (Japanese rice), 4253 nucleotides. The record is from RefSeq and is a predicted model, not a curated record. NCBI's taxonomy places the organism in Eukaryota, Viridiplantae, Streptophyta, Magnoliopsida, Poales, Poaceae.